Molecule: messenger RNA, 1643 nt
Organism: Athalia rosae (coleseed sawfly)
Lineage: Eukaryota; Metazoa; Arthropoda; Insecta; Hymenoptera; Athaliidae
Product: elongation of very long chain fatty acids protein 1-like
Exons: 7
Coding region: 456-1238 (260 amino acids)
Biological process (GO): very long-chain fatty acid biosynthetic process; sphingolipid biosynthetic process; fatty acid elongation, monounsaturated fatty acid
Cellular component (GO): endoplasmic reticulum membrane
Molecular function (GO): fatty acid elongase activity
Source: RefSeq, a predicted model, not a curated record
AACGAAAGGGUGACUAGCUAGCCAGCCAGCCAGCUAGCCAACGAACCAUCGAGUAACCAGGGAAGCCAGGAGGGCCAGGAGGAGUUUAUAACUUGUACGCCGGUGAACCUGGUGAAUGCUACCAGCCAAAGAGGAACGUCGGCGUUUCGCGCCAGUUAAUAGUUGAUCCCCCUACAAGCAUCGCGGAGUUGACCGCAUUGCAGUACAUUCGCGGUUUUAAAUUAAAAAAAAAUCACCCACCUGCUGCCAGUUUUUCUUUCCUUUUUGUUUUUCUCUCUCUUUGUUUUUUCCACUUUUUUCUCACCCCCGGACACUUUCAUUUUUUACACAUCAUUUUAUCCUAGUGUGAUGUACAAUUUCGUGACCUUCGUAUGAAGUAAAAUCACCCUGCCGCGUGCGAAGGGAGUUUGGAUUUUGGAUUUAAAUGUUAAUACUGAUAUUAAGUUCAACUGGAAAUGGGACCUGUAGAGACUUACCGUUUCCUCAUGGAUGAGAUAUCCGAUCCGAGGGUGAGGAAUUGGUUUUUAAUGGGCAGUCCUCUUCCGAUAAUUACAAUAGUGGCGGCAUAUUUAGGAUUCGUAUUAAAUUUUGGUCCACGUUUAAUGGAACGUCGUAAGCCUUAUUCACUUCACAGUUUUAUGAUAUGCUACAACAUAUUCGUGGCGAUAUCGAGUGGAAUUAUAUUUUACGGUAUUCUCACGUCCGGAUUCACCACCAACAUUUCACUCGGCUGCGAACCUGUCGAUUUUUCCUACAGUCCCGAACCCCUGAACAUGGCGAGAUGGGUUUGGUGGCUGCUUCUCUUAAAAAUAGUUGAAUUGGGUGACACGGUAGUAUUCGUAUUGCGGAAAAAGUAUAGUCAGGCGUCGUUUCUACACGUUUAUCACCACGUCGCAACGGUAGCAUUAUCAUGGAUCGCUUGCAAAUACGUCCCAGGUGGUAUGUGGACGUUUGUAAUGUUGCCCAACUGUCUUGUACACGUUAUAAUGUACACUUAUUAUUUAUUAGCGUGUAUGGGUCCCACAACUCAAAAACUAGUAGCACCCUACAAAUCGUACCUAACGUUGCUUCAAUUGAUCCAAUUCGUGAUCAUGGUGGUUCACACAGCUCAAACAUUGAUGCCAUCCUGCGAGCCGAAUCGCAAACCGCUAGCAUUUAUAUGGAUGUUCAACGUCGUAGUUAUUUUCUACAUGUUUUGGGACUUUUAUAAAAAAUCAUACUGCAAGAAAAGCCAGUGAAAAAUGAACAAUAUAGUAUAUCAGUAUAGUACAUCGCAACGAAAAUUUUUAAUUAAGGUGCAUUCGUUAUGCGGCUCGAAAUGUCGGUUGCGACUAUCUUGUCUCGUAACGAUCAUCUCGCGGACGAACUAGUGAAAGAGAACGAAAAAACAUAGACAGAGAAAUCAAUAGAAUCGGUAGAGAUUACGUCGAUGAAAUUCGCGAGCGUAGUGCAUCUACGAAAGAACUAAGAGGAAUCGAUCAACACUACUUGUAAUUCAUUAAUGAAGUAUAAAAUCUAUAUUGUAGGGUGAAGACCACUUCCUAAAUUAUUAAUAUCAUUACCGCUAUUAUUAUUAUCAUACUAUUAUAGUAACGAACGAAUAAUAGGAAACGAAAUUGAAUAAAGAUAAGUGAACGUAUAAA